GAGACGUAGAAAAUGCAUCAUAUUUUCUAAAGGUAUUAUGUUUUGUGAGUACUAUAGCUACAAAAUAUCCCCUCUCAAACGUAGUGGCGAAGAAAUAUAAAGUACAGAAUAAGAAACUACCUCAAAAUGAUACUGAAGUAUAGUAAUUGAGUAAGUAUACUUAGUUAUGGAUGGGAAAUGUAAUGAGAUAUGUAAUACAUAUAAUGUCAGAGUCACUUUAGACUGACAGCUAGUUUCAGAAAAGGUUAAACAUCUGAGUAAACUGUCAGUAUGGUUCAAUUAUAAUAAAUCUUUUUCUCCCAAACCAUCUUUCGCUGUAAUGUAAGUGCAGUUUUUUUUACCAUCCAGCAUCUCUAAGCCACACAGUUACGUCUCUGUAAAGGGCACACGUCAUGCUAGAUUACUUUCCCAGUGCUCCUCAUCUCAACCCCGUCGGUUUUGGCAAAAUACAUGUUGGGCCUCCUUUUCCUCAAGAGUGGUGAGCUCAUACUGGAUCGUCUAUUUUUAGGCCAACUGGCUGUGUUUGAUGCUGUGGACUCUUCUCAAUGGUGCUGCAUGAUGCUCGCAGGGAAACACACGAGGGUGCUGUUUCACACUGAAGAUGAGACUGCCAGUGUGAAAUGGCAAAGAGAGUGUUACACCGCCAACGGAGAGGACUACAGGGGCUUCCAGAACCAGACCAGCCUGCAUGGUGGUAAACCCUGCCUCUUCUGGAAUGAGACCUUCCAGCACCCUUACAACACCCUCAAAUACCCCAAUGGAGAGGGUGGUUUGGGCAGCCACAACUACUGCAGGAAUCCUGAUGGGGACGUUCAGCCGUGGUGCUACAUUGCAGAUCAUGAAGACGGGAUCUACUGGAGAUACUGCAACAUCCCUACAUGCCAGAUGCCUGGGAACCUGGGCUGCUUCAAAGACAGCGGUGACCCACCGACCCUGUCCGGCACCAGCGAGACCUCCAACAAACUCACCAUCCAGAACUGUAUCAGCUUCUGUAGGAAGCAGAGAUACAAGCUCGCCGGCAUGGAGUCAGGAUAUGCCUGUUUCUGUGGCAACGAAGUGGACCAGCGUGACCACGGCGAGUCGCCCAGCAUGGAGUGUAACCAUGUUUGCUUCGGCGACCACACCCAGCCCUGCGGUGGAGACGGCUGGGUCAUCAUCUUUGACACUCGAGUUGGGGCCUGCGGUGGAAACUACUCCUCUCCGUCCGGGGUGAUCUACUCCCCGGACUUCCCCGACAAGUACGGGGCUGGCCGUGUUUGCUACUGGACUGUGCACGUCCCCGGAUCCUACGCCAUCCUCUUCAACUUCACCUUCUUUGAGAUCUCCGACCAGACGGACAUGGUGGAGCUCCUGGACGGCUACACCAACCACGUGGUGGCUCGCUUCGACUGGCGUAGCCCUCCGAGGGAGCUGGUGAACGUCACAGGCGACUACGUCAUACUGUACUUCUACUCAGACCGCACCAACCAGGCCCAGGGAUUUGCUCUGCUUUACCAAGCACUGGGAAGCCAAGACACCAGAACAAUGGAGGCCGAGGGAGAUGGGGAGGAUGAGGGGGACGACGUCUCCAGCACGACGGGGCCCCAGCUGGCCGGCGGCGUCACCGAGAGAUCCAACAGCACCUCCAACGGACGCUCCUCCCAAAUCCUCUACGUGAUCACGUCCAGCCCCGGGAAACCGGAGCACAACAUGCCAGGUCAGUGGGCUGGACGCGGCGAGACCACCGGCCACAGCGCUAUGUGGACCAUUUACGCCCUUGCCGCUCUCCUCGUUCUGACGGUCAUAGCCAUGGUGGCGAAGCUGCUGCUGCACAUCACGGUCAAGUCUCCGAACAUCCCAACGGUCAGCGGUUCAGACAGCUGCAGCCAGAGCACGGCGUCCUCUGAGCCGUGGAUCAUCCUGUACCGACCCUCCACCAUCUCCCUCUUCAAGAAGAAGCUAAAGAACCACCACGGCGACCUCAGCCCCCUGGUGGGCAACUAGCGCCACUGCUGCGCUCCACCGUUGACCAAACGCUACCGCCAACCCACAACUACUCCGUACAAGGGCCGUCAGACGCCAGGCCCUCGGACAAUGAAACUAUAUGAGGCGCUACGCCAACAAGCCAACAACUGAGUGGCUAAUGAGAACUGACUGAGUGACUGCUGCUUAAUGGCCUGUGUGCCAACGUGGCCGGGCCCUCCCCUCCUGGUCAGCACCAAAGAGGAGGGGGGACAGGCAGGGCUGUCAGUGACCUCAGUGUGGGAGAGGAGAGCGAAGGAGUAGAUGGAGGACGAUCUGCAGCUCUGACAAAGAAACAAAGACGCUUUUAACAUGCGGGAAGCUUCUCUGGUUCAGCGAGGCUCCAUUUCCGUCACCCUCGGAUGUCCCUAACAAUCAGCAUACCUCCAAAAACCCAUCCAGACUGCAGAAUCACCAGUGAAAACACAGCAAAGCCGGGUGCAAGAUACCUACUAACGGAACUGUUCAGUUUAGGAAACAGGGAGGUUUACCUCCUUCCUGAUGCUUCAGAGUCACAAUGGCAACAGCAUCUUCAUGAGAAGAGGAUGAAGAAAUGGAGUCUUUGAUACACACACACACAUGGUGUUACACAGCUUUGUAUAAACUCUUUUAACUGCCUCAUAUGGACGACGAACACUUGCAGCCAUAAACCAGAAUCCUCCCCAUCCAAAGAGUUAUAUAUUUAUUUGUCUUUUUGAUUCCAUAUGCAAAAGUUCCAAUGUUUCUUUUUGAUUUGUUUUACUUGACAACUAGCUGUCUGAGGAGAGGGAAACAGGACACGGAAACGUCACACAGAAGGUAGAUAUCAGAGCACUUUGGGGAUGAAUCACUUGCUGAAAAUUGAAAAGAUCACAGAGGGAGAGAGAGAGCGUGCUCGCCCACUCGUUCACUCAGCGCUCAUGCGGAUUCGGGCGGAGAGAUAAGCAGCGUCGUUCACUGAGGGGGUAGGGUGGUGCAGUUUGCAGCAAAACUGCCAUUUAGGGAGGCUUGGGAAGAUCUGAGGGCUUUUUCUGCUCGGCUGUGGGUGGGAGUCUUUCCGGUUUGAUGGUGUUCAAGUGCCUUAAGGAUCUCCUGUUCUCUUGUCUCAGCUGCAUCACAUCUGUUUCUUUCAUGGGUCUCCCCUCACAAGAGUCUGCUCUUCUUCAAACUCAGCGUGUUUCAUUCCAUAGUAGGAUUUCCACCGAUUAUAUGUUAAGUAAAAGAAAUGAUGCCACAUCUUGUACAGCGAUUGAAAGCAUUAGAUAUUAGUCUUUUUUAGUACACUCAACUGAACACCUCUCCAGACUGGAUCUUUUACAUUUUUUUUAUUAGAUGAUGCUUUUUUUUUGGUUUUCCAAAAAGAACACAAAGCCUUUUUGGGACAGAACUCAUCAUGUAGUAACGGACAAGGCUUUAAAUGAAAUCUUUGUUUCUAAUGUCUGUAUGUGCUCUUAUGUGUAGUCUUGGACAUUUACUGAACAUAUUGUUCACAUUAAGUUGUCUUUUGGUUACGGGGGGGGGGUUGAAUAGUGUUGUAUAUUAUGUAAUUCAGUGUGGGAAUGACAUUUAUGUCCGCUCUUUAAUUUUGUGUCUUGACAAAGCAUUUGAGAUACACGUCAAAGUACUUCCUCGUCAACUUGGCUUAAAGGUGGAAUGCCUUUGUUGUUGUUUUUCUCCCCUUAGACAGCAGUAAAUUGCUUAAAUUCAACAAGACACUGCAGACCUAGAAGGUUUUACUUGUCACCUUGAUUUCAGGCCAAAAGGUUGAGUGUGAGCAAUACACCCAAACAGAAAUAUAACUAAAAGCACUCAAUGUUACAAUGCACAAGCUGUCAGCAGGUUUGUAGCUGUGACGCUUUUCUGUGCAUUGAUGUGACAUUUAAACCACUUGAGAAAGGUCGAAAUCCACUAGUUUGCCAAUGGAAUAGUAAUUGGCCUUUCCUGUCUUGGGACUGGAUGUUUCUGCAGAUGGUCACCUCAGAAAUCUUCCAAUCACAGACGGGAUAAAGAAAAGAGAGGUUUGAAACGUCAGCGCACUUAAAUAAAGCUAAAUUAACUUAAAGUAAAGCUACUGACAAAAUGAUAAAGUACUUAUUCACUGUCGCAUUCGGUUUUAGUGGGAAGGGAAAAAAAGGAACGUACUUUGUGCAGCAAACUGAGCACUUCAGCCAAAAGGUCAUAUUUCACAACAUGAUGCCGCAACACAGUGACAUUCAUGUCAAAAUAUUUAUGGUUUUCCAAGAAUCUGAACAGGAUUUGAGGCGCAUAAAAAAAAAAUGAUGGAGAACCUUUCUUUCCCAAUCAGAAGUUUGUAAAAAUGUGACUGUGCUACAGUCUGCUUGUCUGCUCGACUGUAACUCAUGUUAAUUAUUGCAAGACAAGCGCACAUGCCCCUUGGUCUGUGAUGUUCAGAGCCACCCAUGCGUAGCGAGAGGGAGAAGGAAAAAAGCAAAGAUGUGAGAACGAUGGGAAAUUAAUGUGCGUUGAAAUCAAACAGACUAAUGAAAUCUGACAGUUAAAAUCUAACAAGGCCAUAUUUGUUUGGAUAGCCUGGUGAAUUAUGCAAACUCCCAUUUUCUGUCCCGUCCUCUAGUCAGUCGGAAAAAUCCACGCUAUGUCUUCCGAGCGGUGGAAAGGAUCUUUUCGUUGAUGUGAAUGUCCCGUAGCGCUCGAUGACGUGAAAACACCAGAGGCCCUGUGGGAAAUAAUCCAGAGGGUCCAAAACAUUGUUUUCAUGCAAUUGUAAAUAGCAAAAUAGUGAAAUGUUUAAUUUAUACAGUAAAUUAUUGUUAUUUUGUAUGUGAAUGGGAUAUAAUCUAUCUUUUGUAUAAGUGAAGUAUCUUUGUAGUUUAUUUAAUGUGUCCUGGUUGCAAAAUAAACACUGUAUGCAUGUUUCUUAAGCUUGUGUUGUGCUUGUUUUGUGCCACCCUCUUUUUAUUUCAUAAUCGCACACAAUCAAUAUUACCAACCCGAGUGGCUAAGAAGCAUAUGUGCCACAAAGACCGGAUCAAGCUAAUACCAUUCACUUUCCCAUUUGGAACCAUUCCAUUUGAAAGGCUGCAUCGUUUGCAUGGUGGGACAUCUGCACCCCUUUUUCCUUUCUUUUCUUUUUUUUUCUAUGGAGCUAAAUACUUACCAGAUAAGGGAAAUGACUCCCAGACUGUUUGGAGAUGCACACACACGGAGAGAGGAUUUGGUGUGCCAUGUGUAACCCAUUGGUUCCCCUCCGGGAUGAGGUCAAGCAUGCAACCUGCACAUUUUAGGGGGAAACAGCAGGAGUUCGGUUUUACAACUGAAACACCGUGAAAAAAAACAACAAACAUGGAGUGACGUGUGAUA
Molecule: messenger RNA, 5319 nt
Organism: Anarrhichthys ocellatus (wolf-eel)
Lineage: Eukaryota; Metazoa; Chordata; Actinopteri; Perciformes; Anarhichadidae
Gene: kremen1
Product: kringle containing transmembrane protein 1
Exons: 9
Coding region: 451-1983 (510 amino acids)
Biological process (GO): multicellular organism development
Cellular component (GO): plasma membrane
Source: RefSeq, a predicted model, not a curated record